UAGACGGGGUGCGGAGUGGCGGGUGAACACGAUGCGUAUCAAAAUGUUGCUAACAUACCUAUCUAUUUUUGAUUUCUCUGAUUUUGGAUUUUCCUACCCAUCUCUUUUACGUAAUAGCACAGAAGACGGAACAAUAUUAAAACGUUCGUGCACCAGCUGCUGCUGCUACAAUACGGUUGCUUGUAACUGACUGGCGAUUGGUUCUUAAGAUUACAUUUAAACGAAAUCGUGUUGUACUUUUAAGUUUUAUUCCAGUGCUCACUGCUCGCGUAGUCUCGUUAUGAUCGUUUUCUACGUUCUAGAUUUUAUCGGCGUUAUUAAUAAAAUUAAAAUAUAAUAUAUACGUAUAAUAAUUAAUAGGUGCAUUAAUACUAUUAUAGUAUUAACUAUCCGGCUGUCAUUACUCAUACUGGGGCCUUUCGACAGAGGUACACAUUUGUGCAGAUCAUCUGGUUACAUGUCUUCCAGGAUAACCAUGUUUGCAAAUUUCUCCAGCACCAAAAACACAACAGUCGACGGUAGAGUAGAAUACCCCGACAAAUGCUGUCCAACCCAAGGGCCACUGUUAACCGCAGUCUCAUCAAAGUGUCAGCACCCAUGUUCCUCGCAACAGAAACUCAUGUUUGAGGAAUAUAACCAAAAUAAUAACUUUGAUAUUUACAACAUGGAUGCACCAACAAGUUCUCCGCUCAAGCCCUGUAAUACGGAUUUCAAGAAAACUUCCUGUAAAGAGAAAAAAUUUGACUUGCCAACAAAACUCAAUGAGAUAAAACAGGACAGCUUGAAAUCUCCUAUUGCUAAACUCAAUGAAAUUAUGUUGUUAAAAAAACAAGUAGUCGAAUACAAUUUGGUUUCCAUAACGGGUCAUGUACAUAAUCCAGUUUUUAGAUUUGUUGCUGUAAAUGAUGGAAUAUAUGCUUAUGGAGAAGGUUUGUCAAAAAAAGAAGCGAAGAAAAAUGCAGCUAUAGCUUUAUUGGAUCAAUUAGAUGAUAAUAAUGGAAACAACACCAUAACGUCUACCACUUCGAACAUUUCACCAAGCAAUGUUAGCCCUUUGAAGUAUAGCAAAGAGAGCGUUUUAGAUGACAUAUCAAAAGUAAACCCUAUUGGUGUACUGCAAGAGUUGUGCAUGGCUCGUCAUUGGGAAUUACCCAGUUACAAGUUUCCACAAGAUGAACGCAAUGAAUCACAUAAUGUUUGGUAUUCUGUGGUAUGUUCCCUUAGGGACUUACAAUCUGUAGGUGAAGGAAAAACCAAGCAAGCAGCUAAAAGACAAGCGGCUCAUAUUAUGUAUGCCAAAAUAAAAAACUUCCCUCAACAGAGCAUCUCUAAGACUAGGGAAUAUGUAUAUCCAACACCUAGUAAAUUUAUGCUAGACCUUAUGGAAAGUAAGGAUUUAGAUUGCAUAAAUAAUCUGAAAUCCUUGGAAAUAUUCUUGAACCGUUUAAAAUCAUCACAAAAGCCAAGUUUAAACAAACUAAGGAAUACCGAUUCUACAGUUGAAAUAAGAAAAAAUUCCAUUAAACUUUUAGAAGCAAUUGGAGAAGAAGAACAUUUUAGUAUUACAUAUUUAUUGAUGAGUAACGAGUCAGUUGAUAUUGGAAUGGUAAUGCAAUUAGCUGUCACUCCUCUUUUGUUGUUUAUCGGUUCUGGCAGAACAACGAAAGAUGCUCGAGAAAUGGCUGCCUAUGUUGCUCUAUUGUACAUAAGACUCUUAUUAGAGUAGUGAAUCAACAAAAAUACAACUUAUAUAUUCUACAUCCUUACCUAAUAAUAUUAUGCAUUUCGUUAAGCUUAAAACAUAAUUUUUAUAUUAUAUUAUAAUAUUAGUAUAAUGCUAACUUUUGUUAAAUUUCUACAUGUAGUCACUUAAUUCCUAUAACUUAUUAAAAAAGAUUUAUAAUAUUUAUUUUUUGAAUCAUUAGCACUAAUAUUUUUUCCCCUUUCUAAUAUUCAUUUAAAUACAUACAAUUUAUAAAUUGAUGUAAAAUAUUUUAUAUAUCAUUUUUAAAGUAAAAUUAUGUAUUGAAUUGUUUUUCUUAAGUAUACAUUUAGUUUUAACUUCCUACUAAUAGUGCAUUAGUUUAGUUUAUUUUGUAUUUUCUUUAAUGUCAUAAACUUACAGGUAUAUUUUAUGUGAAAUUAAAAUUGUCUGCACAAUAUGGUACAAUAUGCACACAGUUAAACUACUAAUAUUCUCUGUAUAUUUUUAAAACAAUUGGCUGUAUUUGAUUUUACAAAAUCUUUUGUUAAAAUUAAGAAGAUAAGUAUAAUAUUCUGAACAGUAUUUCAUAUGAUAUAUAAUAUAAGUAUUUAGUAUAAACUUAAGUAUUUGAUUAAUAUAAUACAAAAUAUAUGUGUAUGAUGCACAAACAGUAGACAAUCAAUAUGCAUUUUGUAUUCAAUCAAUAUCUUGUGAGAAAUGUAUAAUAUAUUAAGGUGCCGCACAUUAAUUAAUUUUGAAUAGUGUAAUAGUAAUUAAUAUUCUAAUAUAAAAAUUCAUAAUCUAAAUCUAAAAUGUCUAAAAAAUAGCAAAAAAUCAAGGGUCGUGGCUGAAACCUAUCGGCCGCUGCUAUCAGUUGGUGAAUAAGUGCAUAAAAAAAUGUUGUAUCCAAACAUAGUAUUUAUAAAGGAGUUGUACAUAGUAGUGUGUUGAAAAAUAAUAUUUUAAUUUAUAGAUGAAACUUUUAUAUAAUCUACUAGCCUGGGUUAAAAUUAAUCAAUCUCGAUACCUGACAGAUAUUGGAAUGGACAGCGCUUGAACUAAACCUGGGAACCAAUGUCCUUUGCAACAGUCGCAGCUUGCCAGAUAUCUAUUAAUCUAAUAGUAAUAAUAGUUAAUAAUAUGUAAUUUCUACUAACAUUAAUAUUAUAAUUAUCAUUAAUAAAAGGUUUAAAUUUUAUUAUAUAGGCCAGUCUUCCUUAGGAAAGCUAA
Metopolophium dirhodum (rose-grain aphid) is the source of this 2935-nucleotide messenger RNA. Its product is annotated as interferon-inducible double-stranded RNA-dependent protein kinase activator A homolog. The transcript is spliced from 8 exons. Bases 458 to 1726 code for a protein of 422 amino acids. Lineage: Eukaryota; Metazoa; Arthropoda; Insecta; Hemiptera; Aphididae. The record is from RefSeq and is a predicted model, not a curated record.